AUGGCUAAGCAAAAGAACAAGACCAACGACCAAACCCAAAAACAAGAAAACAACGAAACCAAAAACAACAACAACAAGAAAGAAGAUGAAACAAAGCCAACAACAGUCAUUCUGAAAGUCGACAUGCAUUGCGACGGUUGCGCUUCCAAGAUCGUCAAAUGCAUUCGCGGUUUCGAAGCGUUGAAAUUGAACCUUCUUGUUGAAGGCUUUGAGAAAAUGAAUGUGGAUAAAGAAACUGGAAAAUUCACCAUUAAUGGUACCGUCGACGCUGCGAAACUCAGAGAUAAGCUUGUUAGUAAGACCAAGAAGAAAGUUGAUCUCAUUUCUCCGGUUCUUAAAAAUGACAAAGAAAACAAAGACAACAAAGACAACAAAAACAAACCACAAGACAAAAAACCUAAAGAGCUUCCGGUGUCGACGACGGUUUUGAAGAUGGAACUGCAUUGUCAUGGAUGUAUUGAGAAGAUUAAGAAAACUGUUUCAAAGACAAAAGGUGUUUAUGAUGUGAAAAUAGAUAAGGAGAAAGAGACAGUGACAGUGAAGGGAACUAUGGAUGUGAAAGUGAUGGUGGAGAAGAUGAAGAAGAAGUUUAAGAGGAAAGUUGAGGUGGUCCCGCAGAAGAAGGAGAAUGAGAAAGAGAAAGAGAAGAAUAAAGGAGAGAAUGAUGGAGGUAAGAAGAAUAAGGGAAAAGGUGAAGGUGGAAAUAGCAAGGUUGAUGAGAAUGAUGGAAAGGGGAAAAAGGAGGUUAUGGCGAAUUCGAAUGGAUAUGGAUGUGGAUUUUUGGGAUUUGAUUAUGGUUAUAAUAAUAAUGGAGAAGGUGAAAUGGUGCAGAUGCAUGCUCCUCAGAUGUUUAGUGAUGAAAAUCCUAAUGCUUGUUGUGUUAUGUGA
Molecule: messenger RNA, 888 nt
Organism: Vicia faba (fava bean)
Lineage: Eukaryota; Viridiplantae; Streptophyta; Magnoliopsida; Fabales; Fabaceae
Source: the annotation of a GenBank genome assembly